GCCUGAUGCAAGGGGAGGCCCGGCUGGCGGCGGCCGCUGCCGCAUCGGAGCGCUCGGCCCUCGGCUGAGCCGGCCUGGCUGGCAAUGAAUGGCUGCUGCUGCCGCGAGGCCAGGGCGAGCUGAGCCCUGCGCGGAGACCGCCCCUGUGCACAGCAGACCCCCCACCGCCUCCCCACCCCCACCCCAAGCCAGGAGGAGACGACUAUGGCGCAGACUCUGCAGAUGGAGAUCCCCAACUUCGGCAACAGCAUCCUGGAGUGCCUGAACGAGCAGCGCCUUCAGGGGCUGUACUGCGACGUCUCGGUGGUGGUGAAAGGCCACGCCUUCAAGGCUCACCGGGCCGUCCUGGCGGCCAGCAGCUCCUACUUCCGGGACCUUUUCAACAACAGCAAGAGUGCGGUGGUGGAGCUGCCGGCGGCUGUGCAGCCCCAGUCCUUCCAGCAGAUCCUCAGCUUCUGCUACACGGGCCGGCUGAGCAUGAACGUGGGAGACCAGUUCCUGCUGAUGUACACGGCCGGCUUCCUCCAGAUCCAGGAGAUCAUGGAGAAAGGGACUGAGUUCUUCCUGAAGGUCAGCUCCCCCAGCUGCGACUCCCAGGGCCUGCACGCCGAGGAGACCCCUUCCUCCGAGCCCCAGAGCCCCGUGGCCCAGACCUCCACCUGGCCCUCCUGUAACACCCCCUUGCCCCUGGUGUCCCGCGUCAAGACAGAGCAGCAGGAGUCGGACUCCGUCCAGUGCACUUUCGUGGUCAAGCGGCUCUGGGACAACGGCCAGAAGGAGGGCGGAGGCGGGGGAGGAGGCAACAACGGGAGCCGCAAAAUGGCCAAGUUCUCCACGCAGGACCUCGGAGGCAACCGGCAGCAGCAGCAGGGGGCGCAAGCAGGAGGCGGGGGCGGCAGCGGGCCCGGUGUGGUGAGCGGGCCCAGCACGUCCGACCAGACCAGCCCCGGCACGUCCAGCGCCUACACGAGCGACAGCCCGAGCUCCUAUCACAACGAGGAGGACGAAGAGGAGGACGCGGCCGAGGAAGGCUCCGAUGAGCAGUACCGGCAGAUCUGCAACAUGUACACGAUGUACAGCAUGAUGAAUGUAGGGCAGACAGCAGCGGCCGCAGAGAAGGUGGAAGCCCUGCCCGACCAGGUGGCCUCUGAGUCUCGCAACCGGAUCCGGGUGCGGCAGGACCUGGCGUCGCUGCCGGCCGAGCUCAUCAACCAGAUCGGGAACCGGUGUCACCCCAAGCUGUACGACGAGGGCGACCCUGCGGAGAAGCUGGAGCUCGUGACAGGAACGAACGUGUACAUCACCCGGGCACAGCUGAUGAACUGCCAUGUCAGCGCGGGGACGCGGCACAAAGUGCUUCUGAGGCGGCUUCUGGCGUCCUUUUUUGAUCGGAACACUCUGGCAAACAGCUGUGGCACUGGCAUCCGCUCGUCCACCAACGACCCCAGCCGGAAGCCGCUGGACAGCAGGGUGCUGCAUGCCGUGAAGUUCUACUGCCAGAACUUCGCCCCCAACUUCAAGGAGAGCGAGAUGAACGCCAUCGCCGCCGACAUGUGCACGAACGCCCGGCGUGUGGUCCGUAAGAGCUGGAUCCCCAAGCUCAAGCUGCUGAUGGCAGAAGGUGACACCUACACCACGUUCAUCAACGACACUGGGAAGAUGGAGCCGGACAUCAUGGGAGUGGAGCACAGCUUUGAGACAGGCAGUCACGACGGGGAUGCAGGGACCUCGGCCGAGAGCCUCCAGUUCUGUUUAUAGGUGGUUUGCAAAGGGGUAAUAAAUGAUGGAUCAUGUCUCAAGCAUAUCAAAGACAGGAGCGUCGGAUGUGUUGCAGCUGGGUCUAAGCUUCCCAUUGGAUUUGAUAACCAUCCCUGAGAACUGAUUAACCUUGCAUUCAAGCUUUAUGAACCCCGCGCAAACUGCUCACGAAUGGAGCCUUCGUACAAAGUGGGACUGUACGAUUUUACAGGAAAAUAAAAAUCCGAAUUUAAGACCCUGAUUUCUAAAAAGCAUCUGUUCAAGACAGCAUGUAAGCAUGCGCUUAACUUUAAGCACCUCUUUAUGUUCCUCUUGAAUUCAGUCAAAAUGGGCCUUUGACCUUAUUCAUCUUACAUGCUCAAGUCCCACUGAUUUCUUUCAUCCAUCCACAGGCUGCAGUGACAAGGGUGGAGAAUAAGGAUGGGUCGUAACGUGUGUGUCUCUGAAUGGGGGCUUUUUUUUUUAAAGCAAGUGACAGAGCAACGCUCCUGGCUGUAAUGUCUUUUCACAUUGCGUCUACACUGGAUUCUUUUCUUCUUUCCCCUUCCAACCACGUAGUGUAAAAUCCUAGUGCAGCGACUCACAAGUGACCUCUCUGGGGAUUUGAACUUUGGGCAGAGCCAACCUAAUUCCCUGUUGCUGUGUCUCCCUCGAGUGGCCAGGCUGCAUGUGAAGAUUUGAAUCCUCUAACGGGCCACAUCUUUUAGCUCACCCGGUAGCAGUUUUGGCUUUUAUCGCCUCAAGUCUGAGAUUCAGUCGCCAGCCAAGGGGUGUCAUGUUACGCUAACUUGAAAUUUGAGAUUGUUGGCUGAAAUUUCUUUUGGCUGGAAAAGGCAGAUUCGCCACCAAAACGGGGCAGUUUCUCCAAAUUGUUUUGGCCAACCCCUUCCCCCGAAACGUUUUGUUUUGACAUUUUCAAACUAUUUCAGGUUUGAGUCGCAGCUGAGUCAGUGGGUAUCCGUAAAAAGAACAGGAGGACUUGUGGCACCUUAGAGACUAACAAAUUUAUUAGAGCAUAAGCUUUCGGGAGCUACAGCCCACUUCAUCGGAUGCAUCUAUUUCAGUGUUUCAUCGUAACAUUUGGUUUAGAAAUGACCUUCCAUUUUAUUUUAGGAAUACUGUAAAAAACGCUGCACAACAAAAGAUUCUGCUUUGGGGUGAACGGGUUUUGUUCAGACUGAUACGACCUUUCCCCUGUUUUGUUUUUUUGGAGUUGACGCUGACGGCGCUAUAGCUAUGCUGAUGUAAAUCCAAAAUCCAGCACAGAUGAGCCCCUGAAUGCGAUAUGCAAGGCCAUGCUUGAUUUUCAAUAGCACGGGGCAUUGUCGGGGCGAAAAAAAAAGGGGGUGGGGGUAAAUCUAUUUGAAUCCCUUCCGGUUAAUGCCAGGAUCCCAAGUUGUGAUUUUAAAAAUGUAGACCCAGAUCCUGCAGACACAAACAGGAUUCAUCUGUUAGGAUGUGUGUGUGUUCAUUGACCGAUUCACAUGCUGCUUCUUAAGCACUAGGGCCUGUUUUCAUUCCUGGAAUUGAUGCUGUAUGUUUUCUUGAAAUGACACUGUUUAAUUUCACCUUCCCUUUCUCGUCAGUUUCACUUCUGUGCUGCUUUGCAGUCAGGGACUCCUGGGUUCUGUUCCUAGCUCUGGGAAUGGCGUGUGGACUGGUGGUUAUCACAGGGGGCUGGGAGUCAGGACUCCUGGGUUCUGUUCUCGGUUCUGCUACCGACUUACCGCAUGGCCUUGGGCAACUCACUUCCCCUCUCCGUGCCUCAGUUUCCCCAUCUGUGACAUGGGGAUAAUGAUUCUUGCCUUGGAAAAGCUGCUAAGUAUAAUUACUAUUGUGGUUGUUGCAUCUGUGAACAUUUUUAAAUUUAAACAAACGACCACACUCCUCCCCUCCCACACCCCCAAAUUGGAAAUUAAAAUGCCAACAUGAAAACAUUGUUAUCCCUCUUAGAAUGUUUUUUUUUUUUUUUUUUGCAACCUUCUGUUUUCUUUGUAAGCCAAUGCCCUAUCCCGGGAGUUGGUGCCCCUUGGAGCAAAUAAAACUUUCCCCAUAAUUAUGUUAUGGGGACAGGGAAAGUUUUUAAAAAACCAUUUAAAAUGUAAUGUAAAAAAAUCUACAUUUCAGGGGUUGGGGACUGUGAACAGUAACUCUGCUGGGGUCCGACCCCCUCUUCCAUCCCCCUUGUGUAGCCAUGUACCCCAGCGGGAUCAGACUGGGGUGAUCGGCUGUUCGAGGUUAAGGAUGGAGGCGUAACACCGUGCGGACGGUCUCUCUCAUUGCUGUAGCAAGUCGGAUCGAUCUGUGCGUGUGACGGCGGAUGGGGAGAGGGGAUUAGUAGAAAGCUAGAAAAUCAAAACCGUUGUUGGCUUGUCCCUGGGGGAGUUCACACCCGCCCUGCUCCGCCCGAUGGGAGGGUUCAAACCGUGGCCAGGCCGUGCUGGAAGCAUUCACCUGAGCCUCCUGAGGGGAGCAAGGGUGAAGCUGCAGUGGUGUGAACCUGAGGACGCUAAGCAGAGGCAUGUGAAGGCAGAUGGCUUUUGGCCCUGGGUCAUACAGCUAGAGAAUACCCAGCAUUGGCCACCACGGGGGCUUGUGGGAAGGGAUUGGAGGACCAUCAUCUAUGGAUUGUUGUGACUGCAGUUAGCUUAUCCCUCCUAUUGCUAACUCAGCGUCCGCACCGUGUGGCUCGGAGCCCGGUGGCAGCUGCACCUUGUGGCUCGGGUAGUUGUGUCUGAAUUCGAAGCGUGUGAUGGGGGAAACCAGCACCUGAACCUGGGUUAAAUCUGCCAUGAAGACGAAGCCAGAAGCACUCGCCUUCUCUCAAACCUACCCUCCAUCCGCACUUACAUUGCUGGAUCAAAGGGUGUGAUUUUUCACACCGAUGUAUUAAACUAGAUGCAACGUUUGUGUGUGUGUGUGUGGACAUUCCUAUACGACUUUAAACCUGGCUCGUGCCUCUAAAGUUACAGGCGCAAGCUAAACCGGUUUGAAACCCAUAUAAGUGUGUCCACACACAACUAAACCGAUUGACCUUAAACCGGUGCAACUUCUAUGUGUAGGGCUUAGUCUAGCUACAGAGGUUUGCCGGUAUAGCUGUGUUGUCUGGGCGUGUGACAUAAUCACAACCUCCUCCCGGCACAGCUGUCCCACCACAAGACCCGGUGUAGAUGCAAAGCUGAUGGCAUUCAGGGAGGAAAUGCUAUGCUGGAUGAGCCCUUGGUGUGGGUUACCCCAGGAGGGUCAUUAGGAUUUAAACGAUCCUGGAGGACCAGAGAAGGGCAAACAUAGUGCCGAUCUUUAAAAGGGGAGCAAAGAGGCCCCUGGGAAUCACAGACCAGUCAGCCUGACUUUGAUAUCUGGAAAGGCAGCGGAACAGAUGAUUAAAUGAUCAAUUUAUAAGCCCCCAGAGGACAAUGGGGCGACAAGGAAUAGCCGGCAUGGAUUGAUCAAGAACAAACCAAGCUAAUUUCCUUCUUUGACAGGUGACUGGCCUCGCAGGUGGGGGGAAGCAGUAGACAUGGUAGAUCUUGAUUUUAGGUGAGCUUUUGACACAGCCCCCCAUGACCUUCUCAUCAGCAAACGAGGGAAAUGUGAUCUAGAUGAAAUUAGUAUAAGAUGGGUGGCGGGAAGACUCAAAGAGGAGUUAUAGCUAUAGGACUGGGAGGAUGUCUCCUGCGGCAUCCCGUAGGGGUCAGACCUGGGUCUGGUCCUAGUCAAUAUUUUCAUUAAUGACUUGGAUAAUGGAGUGAGGAGCGCGCUUAUGAUGUGUGCAGAUGUCCAAGCCAAGUGGGGUUGCGGGCACUUUGGAGGACAGGGCUAGAAUUCAAAAGGACUUGGACAAAUUGGAGAACUGGUCUGAAACCAGAGAGAUGAAAUUCAGUAAAGAGAAGGGCAAAGUAUUUCACUGGAGAAGGAAAAAUCAAAUGUGCAGCUAUGAAGUGGGGAAUAGCUGGGCAGGAGGUCGGAUGGCUGAGAAGGAUCUGGGGGUUCUAGACACAGAUGAAUGUGAGCCACCAAAGCCAAGCAGUUGCUAAAAAGCCUUGUAUCGGUCUGGGGUGUGCUAACAGGAGGGUGGUGGGUAAGGUGUGGGAGGGUCACUGGCGAGGCCUUAGCUGGAGUCCUGUGUCCAGUUCUGGGUGCCACACUUUAGGAUAGAGGUGGACAAACUGGAGAGAGGCCAGAGGAGAGCGCGGAAAAGGAUCGAAGGUUUUGAACACCUGGCCGAUGAGGAAGGUUAAAUAACCUGAGCGUGGUUAGCCUUGAGAAAAGGAGACUGGCGGGGAGGGUAUCGGAUACGGCUUCAGAUGUGUUAAGAGCCGUUAUAAAGGGGACGUGUCCACUGGAGCUAGGACAAGAAGCAAUGGGCUUAAUCUGUAGCAAGGGAGAUUGAGGUCAGAUAUUAGGAAAAGCUUCACAACCCGAGGAGGAGUUAAGCUCUGGAACAGGCUCCACGGGAGGUGGUGGCAGGGUUUUAAGGACAGGCUGGACAAUUAGCUGUUGGGGAAGGUCUAGUUUUACUUGUCCCUGUCUCAGCACAGGGAGCUGGACAUGGUGACCUCUCGAGGUCCCUUCCAGCCCCACAUUUCUGUGGAUCUGUGCCCUUUAUUCCCUAUUAAACUGCUUUGCCGAAUAUCCCCAUGUGAAGCGUGAGUGGCUGUAAAACCAUUCUGCCCACUCUGCGAUGGUGUGGUGAUCACACACUUACAGCUGCAUUUUGUAUCAGACUUUUAAUUACCCAGAUCUUCCCGCUACAUAUAAGAGCGGGGUGAUAUUAUUAAUAUAGUGUUUUUCAUCAAUAGAUCUGAAAGCUGCUUACAAUCUUUAUUAGUCAUGAUUUCUUUUAACUGGAAAUACAUUCCCCUCUCUCUCACGCACACAGCUGCAGUAGAAAGAAAGGGUGAGGGUUUUUUUGCUUACAUUUUUUUUUUUAGUAAAAACUUUUCCUCCUCGCCUGGAAUGUCUGACCAUUUGAUCCUCUUUUUAAUGAAAAGAGGAGUUGGGGGAAAGAAAUGAACCAAUCUUGUGUGUUUGGAAAACGGCUGCCUGCAAAAAUUCCACUUUCAAAAAUUGUAAGAGCAUAAAUCCUCUUAAUAUUUUUAAGCCACCGGCUGUGGGGGGUUUGAGACGCCUUCCCACAGAAACGUUUCUAGUGUAUGUAUUUUUAACACUUUAAGAGCAUAAUAUCAAAGUAUAAUCCUUUGAUUGGAAGAUCUUUUUAAAUCAGAAUAUGUAAAAUUCACCCCCCGUUCAGCAGGCUGGCUCCAGAUCUAUGCGUCACUUACACUCUUGAACUAGAAUUUUACAUGACAAAAAAGACACCAGCCGGUGUGAAUUCCACCUAGUGGGACAGAUCCCCAGUGGAUGUAAAUCUGCGCGGCUCCAAUAAAGUAAGUGGGGCCAGAUCCUUAGCUGGUAUGAAUUGGCUGCAGCUCCAUUAAGAACAGCCUUCUGCCAGGUGUGCCAACUUGUCAGUGGAAAAGCAGACUCUGCCCUCUUGUGCAUUACCCUCAGAUAACUUGGGUCCUGCUUCUGUGAGAUGCUGAGCACUGGGACCUGAGUCAGUGAAGCCCCAUGGAGCCUGCUUAACUUUAAGCUCGCCAGAAGUUCUGUUGAAGUCAGUGGGACGACUCGCAUGCUUAAAGUUAAGCAUGUGCUUAAGCGCUUUGCUGGAUCGGGCCCAGAGCUUGGUUGAGAUUUUUCUACAAUUCAGAAACGACGACGCCCACUGGCAAAAUUCCAAAUGUUGGAGGAAAAGGUUUUGAUUUUAUUUUUUUCCCCCUCUCAAUGUUUCUUUCUGGGCUUUCGAUCAGCUGUGAAGAGCCCCAGUAAAAUGCUUCACGCUGGGACACAGUUUGAAAAUUGGUCACAGCUCCAAAUUUGGACCAAAUGUCACUCGUCUGUCCCCUCCCCUCGUUUUCCUCCCAUCCCUAUGUUAUCACAAUUUGUUUGGAAA
Messenger RNA from Chelonia mydas (Green sea turtle), 7714 nucleotides. RefSeq names its product nucleus accumbens associated 1 (gene NACC1). Gene Ontology annotation, molecular function: DNA-binding transcription factor activity, RNA polymerase II-specific; protein binding; RNA polymerase II cis-regulatory region sequence-specific DNA binding. Bases 205 to 1758 code for a protein of 517 amino acids. Gene Ontology annotation, biological process: regulation of transcription by RNA polymerase II. The record is from RefSeq and is a predicted model, not a curated record. NCBI's taxonomy places the organism in Eukaryota, Metazoa, Chordata, Testudines, Cheloniidae. The transcript has 7 exons.